AUGCAUUCGCCGUCAUAUUUUUUCCACCUCAAGCUAGAGCUCUACCCUGCACCUGCUGCAAGCGCCCGCACGAACAAGAGAUUGACUAUAGCACACGCAACCACUGCCUUCGUACCAUCCCACGACACCGAUAUCUUCAGGUCGAAGCUACCCACUCACUCCACCAGCAGCUGGACUGCCAAACGAGCCGAGACGCCGAAGAGCACAGCCAGCAGUUCCGACACCUCCAAGUCACCACCCCGAAACUCCUCCAACGAACGAGCAGAGUCCCAUGGUGAUGCCCUCUUACUGCCCGAGCGGAGUUCGAACCUACGAGAUCUCCCACCGCCGCCAUCACCAGCUCUCACACCCGCCAAGCGCUCCAACGAGAAAUCGGCAAGAGAUUGGAGGUACGAGGCUGUCAGUAUCGAGAGCAUAGAGAUGGAACCUCAAACACUGUCAAAGGGCGCCAAAAGUGCAGUGACGGGACUACAUACCAAAGCGGUCUAUCAGCCUUCGGAUCCGAAGACGACGGAUGUGGGAUUCGGUGUCAUUCACCUCUACCGUGAUUCGGAGGAGUCGGUAAUUCUUGGUGAUGACUACACUCUUGCGCGUCCACGUCUCGAUAAGGUUGCCGCCUCUCGCUCGGCAAGUGGCCACAGCCAUGGCCAUGCUGCAGAAGAAGACGCCUUCCCGACAGAAGACUGCACCACUCUCUCCAUCCUCGCCGUACCCUCAUGGAUGAUGCCCUCCGAUCUCCUUGGUUUUGUAGGCGAUCAAGCACGAGAAGAAGUAUCGCAUUUCCGCUUGAUCAGAACAGGCAGAGCGAACAAAUAUAUGGUCCUCAUGAAGUUCAGAUCGGCGAAGAAGGCUAAAGAAUGGCAGGCGAACAACAAUGGUAGAUUGUUUAGUGCUGCGGAGCCGGAGAACUGCCAUGUAGUGUUUAUCAAAAGCGUGGAGUUCUUGACGCCGGAUGAGGAUGUUGACGGUCAUGACGGGAGUUCUUUCCCGGGAAACAUGAAUGAUCCUUUCACGCCUGCUCGGGUUGUGAGUGGCGGCAUGGCAAGGUCAGCGAGCAAGAGUCUGACGAGCAAGCCACUUGCGCCUCCACCACCAAAUCUGAGAGAGCUGCCAACUUGUCCUGUGUGUCUGGAGAGGAUGGACGAGACUACUGGUCUUCUUACCAUCCUCUGCCAGCAUGUAUUCCACUGUGCUUGCCUGGAGAAGUGGCGCGGGAGUGGUUGUCCUGUCUGCCGAUACACGCACUCGCCAUCUUACACUUUCCCAUAUCCACGACCAGAUGGCACAAGCUCAGAGGACGAUGCAGAUCAAUUUUGCCGCGACUGCAACAUCAACACCAAUCUCUGGGUCUGUCUCAUCUGCGGCAACUUAGGCUGUGGCCGCUACGAUGGCGCCCAUGCGCGAGCACAUUACGAAGAGACAUCUCACUGCUACAGCAUGAACAUCACCAGCCAGCACGUCUGGGACUACGCUGGAGACGGCUACGUCCACCGCUUAAUCCAGUCGAAGCAGGAUACGAGCGGCAACAAACCCGGUGAUGUGGCUACGCAGAUGAGACAUGAAAACGAGGCGUUCAGGGCUGAGGGCGCGGAUAGUGUGCCAAGGGAGAAGAUGGAGAGUAUGGCUACCGAGUAUACUUAUCUUCUCACCAGUCAGCUGGAAGGUCAAAGGAGAUAUUUCGAGGAGCAGGUUGAGCGGUCGGCGGAUAAGGCUGCCAAAGCUGCUUCGAAGGCGAGUACGGCUGAGCAGACACUUUCAGACGUCCUGGAACAGCUCAAGGAUCUGAAGACCCAUCAGGAGGACUCUACGACCCGGAUGAACAACCUCGAGACCUCUCUCGCGAAAUCUCUGGCGGCAAAGGAGCGCUUCGAGAAGCUCUCCCGAACCAUGACCAGCCAGCUCCAAGAAGAGAAAAUCAUGACCGUUGGUCUUCUGGCACGAAUCAAGGCCGCGGAUGAGAAAGUAGAGGCGGAGAAGCAGAAAGUCGAGGCCGCCGCGCAGGAAGUCAAGGAGUUGCAGGAGUCGAAUCAGGAUUUGAUGGGGUUUCUGAGCGGGCAGGCGAAAGUGGAGGUGUUGAGGGAGGCGGGUGUGGAGGUUGAUGACGGGAGUGUGGGGUUGGUGCAGGGGGGUAAGGGGAAGGGGAGGAAGAAGAAGUGA
Messenger RNA from Recurvomyces mirabilis, 2157 nucleotides. RefSeq lists its product as uncharacterized. Gene Ontology annotation, molecular function: zinc ion binding; ubiquitin protein ligase activity. NCBI's taxonomy places the organism in Eukaryota, Fungi, Ascomycota, Dothideomycetes, Mycosphaerellales, Teratosphaeriaceae. The transcript has a single exon. Gene Ontology annotation, cellular component: cytoplasm. Gene Ontology annotation, biological process: Ras protein signal transduction; protein ubiquitination. The coding region runs from base 1 to 2157 and encodes 718 amino acids. The record is from RefSeq and is a predicted model, not a curated record.